UCUUUUGACUUUCUGUAACCUCAGUGCUUGUUUGUCUCCGGGCACCACAAAGAGCGCUCGUGAGAGGUGCUCAGGCCGUUCUGCUUGAGCAAUCGUUACUCGCUGACGAAAGGACCAUCCUAACUAAUUUAUUGGUCGGAGGUAUCUUGAGCCGACUCUGUGGACUGGUGAGGACUUAUCGUCUGAAGGUUAAUCAUGAUUUUGUUAUCGUUGGUUUUCUUGCUGCCUGCAACACUGACUAAAGAGGCUAACGGGUCUGAGGACUAAGAGGACGGUGUCGCAGUAACUGCAAGCCACACUCACCAACGUCGGUUGUCUGAGUUGCUGCAUCAUCUGCUUUCUUCUCUUUGAGAUGGGUGGCAACAGAUUAUUAUUAUUUUUUUUAAUCAUGAAUGUGUGCCUGAUUGUUUCCGGACUUUUAUAUUUUCGUUAUUCAAAAGUACGUUUAUAUGUUGAUGCGUCUGCUUAGGUGGAGCUUUGAUGGUCGGCGGGUUGUUAGGACAGUGGCAAGAGAUGGCGACCAGAGUAACUGUAACAAUGUCGCUGGGAGCAGGUGUGACGCACCAGUCAGGCCAACACACGGAACGAAACAAAAGCGAGCACGGGAAGGGGAAGUGAAAAGCCGAGUAAGCUGCUCCGCGCCCCUAACCGCCACGGAAGCGCCGGCAAGAUUACAACUGCGACCCGCUGAUAGGACCCAGCGGCUUUAGGGACUCACUGGACCACACUUGCUUGGUGUGUCUUUACAGAUAGGGUGGACUGUGUGCAUUCGCAGUGCACAACCACUGUGAAUAUACAUAAUCUGCAGCUGCCCGUCUCAGCUUUGCCGUUCGUGUGUUGAACCUCCUUUGUCAGGAGGUUAAACAUCGUUACCUGUCAUCCAUUGUCGUCAGGACUGGGUGCUGCUGAGAUCAUCGUCUUGAGAGACAGUCUCUCCGACAAACCUUUGAGACAUACAGACUGUCCACGAGAGUUUGUCUUCAAAGGAAAGAAUUCCGCCGUUCGAGACUCACAAUAUUGGAUGCAAUCUGUCAAAAAACCGUUGUGUUUAGAAAUUCGUACUUUCAAAGGAAUACAAUGUCUGGAAGAGAUUUUGCGUUAUAAAUACACUUUUAAAAGGGAUACUGCCUGCUUGUGAUACGAUCAGUGAAAGGAAUACUCUCCAUAUAGACGCCAUUUGUCAGUGGAAUACUGUCACAUCUGUUUGAAUGGUAACGACUAGACAGGUACAAAAACACAAUCUGCCAACACAAGGGAUCGUUACUUUUAAGCAGUUACAAGCGAGUUGCUGAGGAUGGAGAGCACAGCGCAGGAAGCUGGGGAGGAGCUGGAGCCCCUGAACCCCAGCGGGGCUUCCUCGGCUCCCAGCAGCCUGCCGCUGACCACCGGCGCGUCACGUUUCGAAGUGGAGCGCGUGCCGGUGACGCCACAGAGGGACACGCCGGACGCAGCAGACGCGGACGGCUCUCCCACCAAAGGUCCGAGAUUUUCUUUAGUGGACAUCGACUCGCCGUCCUCCCCCAGCACUCCGCCGGACGGCCGCCACGUCACCAUUCACGUGACAGACACGUCCAAGCCAAACGGUGAGAACUCCUCUUUGUCUAAAGAUCAUCUCCCUCUGGCAGACAAUGAAGAAUCUCAGUUUGAAAACCAUAUGGCCUUGUAUGAGGAUGAUCUUCAUCAUCAAGGUCGCAUCUCAACCAUCCUCAGCCGUAUUAAUGCCUACCAGGGAGGUAUGCAGCCAAACAUGCGAGAUGUGGAGAAGAGCGGUGGUCAACAGAAGAAAAAAGCUACUUUGGGCACAGUGCUGGGUGUCUACUUGCCCUGCAUCCAAAACAUCUUUGGCAUCCUGCUGUUUGUCCGCAUGACGUGGGUGGUGGGCAUGGCUGGUGCUGUGGAGGCCUUCUUCAUCGUGGGCAUCUGCUGCUGCACUACACUUCUCACCUCUAUUUCCAUGAGUGCCAUAGCCACCAAUGGUGUAGUCCCAGCAGGAGGCUCCUACUUCAUGAUUUCGCGGUCGUUAGGACCGGAGUUUGGUGGUGCUGUAGGUGUUCUGUUCUAUCUUGGCACAUCUGUGGCAACAUCCAUGUACAUCAUUGGAGCAGUGGAAAUCUUGGUGGUAUACAUGGCUCCAGGAAUAAACCUUUUUGGGGACACCAACAGUUUUCGGUUGUAUGGCACAAUUGUCCUUCUCAUUCUGGCAAUAAUUGUUUUCAUCGGUGUUGCCUUUGUCAGCAAGUUUGCAGCAGUCUCUCUAGCUUGUGUCACAAUCUCCAUCCUCUGCAUCUAUAUUGGCAUUUUCAUCGCCAAUGAAGACUCAAGUGUGGAAGUGUGUCUGCUGGGAGACCGUUUGUUGACGAUGGAAAGUGUUAUGAGAAAUGGGACAAUGAUGUGCACAAAAAAUGUCACUGGUCCUAUACAUGACAACUACUGCCAAAUCCUCAAUGCUUCAGCUGGCACAUACGUGUGUGACAGCUAUUUUAAUGACCACAAUACAAGCAUACUUAAGGGAAUUCCUGGUCUUGCCAGUGGGGUCUUCUCAAAGAAUGCAAUGAACAGGUACACGCAGCAGGGAAACGUCAUCGGCACUGACAUGCAUGGUAAUCCCAGCAGAGGAGAGAUUGUAGCCGACAUUACUACCUCUUUUAUGAUUCUUCUUGGCAUUUAUUUCCCCUCCUGCACAGGUAUCAUGGCUGGCUCCAACCGUUCAGGUGACCUGGCUGAUGCUCAAAAAUCUAUCCCUGUAGGCACUAUUGUGGCUAUUAUCACCACCUCCAGUGUCUAUUUGUCAUCUGUUCUGUUCUUUGCUGGCACUGUGGAAGGGGACUUGCUAAGAGACAAGUAUGGAGAGAGUAUAGGUGGCAGUUUACUGAUUGGCAAACUGGCAUGGCCACAUGAGUGGCUCAUUCGUAUUGGUGCUUUCUUGUCCACUCUGGGUGCUGGCCUGCAGAGUCUUACAGGAGCCCCCAGGCUGUUGCAGGCCAUAGCACAGGAUGGUGUGAUCCCUUUUCUAAGUGUCUUCUCUGUCACCACUAAGAGGGGGGAACCUUUCCGUGCCCUUGUACUGACUGUCUUCAUUGCCUUCAUCGGUGUCUGCAUUGGUGUUCUGGACUACGUGGCACCAAUCAUCACAAUGUUCUUCCUGAUGUGCUAUGGUUUUGUCAACAUGGCCUGCGCACUGCAGACCCUAUUGAGAACACCCAACUGGCGACCUCGCUUCAGAUUCUACCAUUGGACACUGUCCCUGGUGGGUCUCGCUUUAUGCAUUACCCUGAUGUUUAUCUCCAGCUGGUAUUAUGCUCUGGCAGCCAUUGCCAUUGCAUGCUGCAUCUACAAGUACAUUGAGUACAAAGGUGCUGAGCAGGAAUGGGGAGAUGGUAUCCGUGGUCUUGCAAUGUCUGCUGCUCGUUACUCACUGUUGCGUUUACAAGAAGGCCCUCCACACACCAAGAACUGGAGACCCCAGUUACUAGUGCUUAUGAAACUGGAUGCAUCACUGCAGCCUAAGUACCCCAGAAUGGUACAGUUUGCCAACCAGUUGAAAGCGGGUAAAGGCUUGACGUUGGUGUGCAGUGUCCUAGAAGGGAAGUUUCAGGAACGGUCAGCAGAUGCACUUGCUGCAAAGCAGACUCUAUCAAAGAUGGUAAAAGAGAUGAAUAUUAAAGGAUUUUCUGAUGUAAGCGUGGCCACAGAUGUGACAGAGGGAAUCUGCUCACUGGUACAGAAUGCUGGUCUGGGAGGCCUGCGGCACAACACAGUGGUAAUGGGCUGGCCCUAUGGCUGGAGACACAGUGAGGAUGAACAGAGCUAUAGAGUGUUCUUGGAGACUGUGCGAAAUGUCAGUGCUGCGGGUCUGGCCCUGCUGGUGACAAAAGGCAUCAACCAGUUUCCGGAGCCAGAUGUCAAGCUUCGAGGAACCAUUGAUGUCUGGUGGAUUGUACAUGAUGGAGGACUACUGAUGUUGCUGCCAUUUCUGCUUACUCGAGAAAGACCUUGGAAGCACUGCAAACUGAGGAUCUUCACCGUAGCCCAAAUGGAAGACAACAGUAUAACAAUGAAAAAAGACCUGGAGCACUACCUGUACCAGCUGAGAAUUGGUGCAGAUGUUGAUGUCAUUGAGAUGAGUGGUCAGGAUAUUUCAGCUUAUACAUAUGAACGAACUUUAAUGAUGGAGCAGCGGACACAGAUGCUGAGAAAUAUGCGGGUUAAAAAAAUAGAGCCACAGUCUAUUGUGGACCGCGCCCACCAUGGUGGCAAUCCUGGUGCUGGUGACCAGGCAAGCCCACAAAAAGUACAUCUGCAGCUGGAGAGUGUACCAGAGGAGAGCUCCACUGAUCCUGAGUCUCCUGCACAAGAACAUUUUACCUUCACGCCUGCUGCUGCUCAGAAGCUUAAGACAAAUCAUAAGAAUGUCAACAACAAACCAGAUCAUAAGAAUGUGCAAAGAAUGCACACUGCUGUUCGACUAAAUGAGCAUAUUGUGGAAAAAUCUCAUGAUGCGCAGUUAGUGAUCUUGAACCUUCCAGCUCCACCCAAGGCUCCAGCAGGGGAUGAAAACUACAUGGAGUUCUUGGAGGUUCUAACAGAGGGCAUUGAUCGUGUUGUGAUGGUCAGAGGCAGCGGUCGUGAGGUCAUCACCAUCUACUCCUGAGACCAGAUUUUCCUGUUCAAGCAUCAUAUUGCUCACAAUGUAGCUGUCAGACAGCCAUAACAAGUAUGAGACACAAAGGAUGUUGUCAGCAAAUAAUAUCUGUUUCAUCAGGGAAGCCAAGACCAAAAAAAAAAGCAAAUAUAACUGUGAGGGUCAAUGCCUGAAAAAGAACAAACUAUUUUUCUAACCUGCUAGGUUUUCAUAAAGUCUGCAUGCCAUUGUUACAAAAUCUGCUCUAGUGAUUUUAAGAGGGAAUAUUUUCUUAUUUUGCUUAGCAUUUAUGGUAUUUAUUUUAGAGAAAAAAAGAAAAAUAUUUAACUCUCCAAGUUGCCAGCAGUUAGACACGGCUUCUAGUUCUUUUUACACAUCUUGGCUUCACUUCUUAAGGACAUCAUUACUUCUGUGCUUCCUAGCCAAAUACAUAGAGGCAACCAUAACAAUUCUUGCAGCACAAAAGCCAAGAAGCUCAAGUUCUCAUGUUACAGAUGAAGGUGAUUGUUGCAGCUCAUGUUAUCUUAAGACUGCCAUCACAAGUCUCUACUACUCAUUUAAAUGCUUAAAGGCUUUUGGUCAUAGUUUUUUUGUGUGUGUGCUGAGCUAGGAAACUUCCAGCAUUGGCAUGCCUGGAAUCAUACACUGUGAUACUAGCUCUGAUACUCAUGCCUGUGCAUGCACACAUACACAUGCUAUAAUUGCCUGAAUUGUUUACUCAGCAUGCUCCAUAUUGCUUCAGUAAGAUCAAUCAUUCAGUCAUAGCCAGGUGUCAUCACUAUUCAGCAAGAUCAGACAUGCAGUUAUAGGCCAUCACUAUUCAGCAUAUACACCACACCCUUCCCCAACAUGCAAGUAAUAAAGCCUUGCAUGGCAGGCAUUCUGAAACUCCACCACCUUUCGAGAUGUUCUAAUAUCCUGUGCUGCUGAUAAUCAUUAUCAUUAUAACCCACAUUAUCAUCCUGAGCUAAGAAAUAAGCAUUUAAGCUGAGAUCACUUAUUCACAUGAUAGCAUCUCUCCACCCAUGUACAAAUUUGUAGAUGCUAUUGAAGAUAAAAUUUAAUAUUUUAUCUCCAACAAACUUUUGAUUUCAGUGGUUCUUAGUUACUGCAGAAGCAGAACAAAGAACAGGAGCAUAAAAGCUUCAUUAUAAAUGUCAAAUAGGUUAUUUUUUUCAUUCUAUUUGUUGGUUAACUACCUGUCAGUCCCAAGUUAUGCACACAAGGAAAGUCCACAGCAUUAUAUGCUUCCAAAACAAUGAACAUGUGAGCAUGCAUGUGUGUGACUGUGCAUCUGUUUCAUUCUGAGUGCAGGUAUACUUCAUGCUUUUUAUCACAAUUGUACAUACGCUAAAUUUUUAUACAUGUUCAUAGUAAAGUAUAUGAACCUGUCAUUGUGAUAUUUGGAAUAUUUUUACCCAAGUAAAAUUAGCCUUUUGUGUGUUCUUACAAAUAGCAGGGUUUUGUUGUGAAAAAUGUACAUUUUCAGUUUAAGAAUUGUGCAGUAUUUUUGAGAAAUGUAUAAAAAUCCUUAGUUGGAAGAAAGAGUUGAGAUAUAUGUAUAUUUUAGGUUAAACAACAGAAAAACGGAGAGAUUACAACAUUCUUUUUCUUGAUGUGUAUAUAGACAUCCACUGGAAAGCAUGAGUUAUAUUUUUUAAAUGUUUAAAAAUAGCAUACCAUUAGGAGAUUGAAUUAUAUAUUUUUAAAUAACUAAUGAUGGCAGUGUGGAAAGUAUACAAUAGUGUAAUUUGUUUAGAUUGUAAACAUAAUAAUCACCUAGCUGAAGUAGAGAGUGUUUAAAGGGGCAUGAUACUUGAUGAUACUUUUUUAAUUGCUACAUAAUAGCAGUCACAAAGACUUGCUGAACACAAAAUUUCACAUAAAACUACCCUAACCUGUAAACUAUGGGUUCUUGUAAAUUUGUAUAGAAAAAGGUAAACGCGCUUCACACACAUGUAACCUCUAUUUUGUAUGAUAGUGGAACUGUAACAUUGAAGGCUUUUAAUUCACAAGUGUCAUAACCUUUUAGUAGGAGUCAUGUCUUGUGGAUGCAGAUCUUGCACUACUUCAAAACCUUUGUCAUGCUAAAGCUACAACUCACUGCGACCUUGUAUGAUUAAGCUGCACAUCAUCAGGUUCCAUUUAAUGCUAUGAAGUUAUGAAGUUAAUGUUACCGUUGUACUCUCACAAAAUCUAUCUUUGUUUCAUGAAAACUGCCCUUUGGCAUCUCUUAUGAAAGGAAUUUAUGUUCCUCCAACUACUUUAUUUAGAGAAGGAAAUUGUGUUAUAUAAUGUAUAAUAAACAUAUUAGUUUCAGGUAGACGAGUGAUAACAUUGUAUUACUGGAUAUAUCAGUCCCACAAAGAACGAAUUUUUCUUGUAGUCUGAGAAACUUCUUGCUACUGGUGUUUAUUCAUCACAAAAGAUGCUAGAGCUGUAGAUGGAUUACUCUUACACUGACAUAGAUUUAUAGACUGACCAUUUUCCAAGGAACUAACACAUUUUGUAGUUACUUGUAGUUAUGUGUGUAAAUAAAAGAUCACAGAGAGAAACAGAUUGGUUGUACUUGCACUUAGCCAGUUGCUGUAAAUCCUGCCAUGCCACAUAUGAAAGUUCUAUCAUGUCAUGACUGGAGAAUCAACUCCAAGGGAUGUAAAGUGUAUGCUGCAUAUCAUCAUGGCUGUACAUGGGGACAGCUUUUUCCCAGCAUGGAUCACUAACUGUACACUAUGGAAAGUCUUCGUGUUUAUGCCAUUUUUAUGAAUGAUAAUCAAUAGUUAAAUACAUUUGAACAGUUGCUUCUUUAUUAUGAUCUUGCUGACAAUCUUAACUGCUGCCUCUGGGGAAAAUAUGUGUAAAAAGCAAACGCCAUCUUCAGAUGUGAACAUUUUAUUUUAAAUAAUUUAAAUGUCUUAUCAUUAGGAUAAAAAUUUUGCACGUUUUCAUGUUUUAUGACCUUAGAGUCAAAUAAAGAAGAGUGUACAAAACUAAAGGCUUAUGCACUACUGAGGCCAUCGACUAGGCCAUUGACUAGAUUAAUAAAAUAAUGGCAAAGCCUACUUUGUGCAGCCUUCAUGUUUCUUUCACUAUUUUCCUAUUAACCAUGACAACUGUUAUGCUGCAAGUUUAUUGUGCUUGAUCUUAAGAGUUUUGAUGGAUCUGCAGCUUAUACAUUGGUUGUCUACAUUUGAGUUUGUUAAAUAACCUAUUUACACUUUGUUUCUUUUUUCAUUUUUGUUUUGAUAGGUGUUUUUUUGUACAUAGCAGGUAAAAUGUGGUGUUUCUUAUCAACACGGAAAAAUGUAUCAUAAACAUGUAUCCUAACUGGUUUCAUCAUUUAUGCAUAAGCCAUUCAGUUCUUUGAGCAUGAAUACUGCUCACCUUGACAUGGAAAGAUUGACAAGAAAUUUAAACUGGCAGAUUUAUUUAAAUAACAACCCUUUGUAGUUUGGCACAUGGAACCUCUUUGAUCUCACCUGCUGAAAGUUGGUAAAGUCAAAUGACACUGGAGAGGUGUGAUCUAAGUUUUAACAUGCAGCAGCUUACCAAAGACAUGUCCUGCUGUGCAGUUUCAGUAUAAAGUAAUUUAAUUGUAUGCCAACAUUUUUCCAUGAUGGCAGCUGUUUUCUGUCAUCAGAGGUGUACAAAGACUUUAGGAAAAUAAGAUCAAGCUCACUUCAGCAGGACAAGUAAAUUAGCACCAGUUUGAUGUCAUCAUGUCUGAUUUUACCUCCUUUUUUGAGUACUUUUCAGGUAAAAAGACAUGGUGAUAAUGACUGAUUUUUUUUUUUUUGGGGGGGGGGUUAAAUUUUUUUGUUCUAGUCAAACCUGAUUUUGGACCAGGUCAUGUGUUAAGGCACACAUGAUGUGUGAUUGAUGCAGUCCCCCUUUUAUAAGGGCGGUCUGGUGGUGCAACGUUUAGCGCCCGUCACCAAUACAGUGAGGUUUGGCUGCCCUGGGUUUAGCUCUCGUCUCGGGCACACUGUUCUUUCUCUGCCUGUGGCAUCUAUUUACAGGGCUGGCUGCCUUGUCGUCAUAUAGUCUUAGUUGCUGGCUCGACAAAAAACACCAGUUUCUCCUCCCCCCUUUUUAUGAUGGUCUAGUUCAGUUUGGACAUCACUUUCCUUUCCAUAUCAUUGUAAAGUCCUAUAGUUCAUCAGGGGAUUUACAUGUAAUACAUUUUGGCAAAGCAUUUUAGUAUAUUCAGGAGAUGGUGAGUGACAUUUUUGUUUUCAUUAAUAUUAACUUGUUGAAUGUUUUUUGUUGAUAGUUUUAUUGAUAACUCUUUAUGCUGCUAGCAGUACUACAAAAAAAAAGUAUGAAGAAAACUGCCAGCUGCCACAGCCCAGUUUUCAAAAUAAAUUUGGCAAGUAAAUCACGAAAGUGAGGCAGUUGUGUACAUUUUUCCCUUUCUAAAAUUUUGUGUGUGGUGGGGGGAGGAGGGGGGGCUUUAUAAAUGAGUGUAGACAUUGAAAUUUUUGCCUCUCAAAUCCACCCUGUCUCCCCACUCCCAGCUUGAUUAUCACUGAUUAUGAUGAGUGAUAAAUAACAUGGGAAUUCAGUAUUCUGUGAAGUAGCAAGACAGUGCAGGUUGUGAUAAGAGUCUGGUGCACAGCUACACAGAUUAUCUGACAGCUGUGCUGCAUUUUGUUGCUCAUUUAAGCCAUGAUGAGAAUGGCAUACCAGAACAGGUGACUGAAGUUGCUGUGUAAUGAUGGGCGUCUAUAAGCUGCCAGACUGGUGAGCUACAUUGUCAGGAAUGAUUAGAAUGUUUUGUCUGAUGAGGUUUUUUUAUCCAUGGCAUGCAAGCAGUUGGAUCCAGAUAAUCUUAUUUAACAUAUUAUAUUAAGGAGGUAUUCAGGCAGUCAUGUCCUUAUCUAUUUUAUCUUGAUGUUAAAAACCUGCUGACACAGGGAGAGGCUUGCAAGUCUUUUUUUUUUGUGUGUGUCUUUACAUAUACCAGUAUAUAACAUGAAGAUGUACAGUCUGUAAAGUCUACAGCCAAUUUUUGCAAAAGUGUUAAAAUCGGUAUGUCCCUAAGAUUUCACAACACUUAUUUCAUUCCCCACAAACUUUAACAGUUUAUGCCUAAAGAGAACUGCUAGCAUUUAACCCCAGAGCCUCAAGCUUUUGUAAAAUAUUUAAACUAAUCUUAUAUCAAAGCUUUCAACAAUUACACACAGGUUUGUAACUAUGCAUGAAAAAAACUCUGGUGUUUGAAACAGUGUGAUGUGUUUCAUCAUUAGCACUUUGUCAGAUAGGUGAUAAUGUGUGGAGACUGGUGUUUUGAAGCUGUAGGAUAUGACUUAUUUGCCUGACUAAUACAGCUGUACAAAAUCCUAAUUCCUGUGUUAAGUGCCAACACUCUUUUAUUCCCCACCACCACAGGGUCAUCAAAAAAAGAUACUUUGUGUCAAUUGUUGAGAUGUUUUAUGCAUGUCAUGAACUUGAUAUCAUGAUAAAGCAUUAGAAUUAUGUGUGGCAUGAAUAGUAUAAUUGAAAUACAGAUUCAUGUGGUUGGAUGAUGGAUGUCGUAUUGAGUGCUUGUCUUACUUUGUGUUUAAGUAACUUCUUAAUGAACAGCACUUGAAUUUCAUGUUUAUGAAAUAAUUUUGUUGAAAUAUAUCUUGAAUAUAUUGAGUUUUAUAAGAAGUCCUAAUGCAUUAUCAUGACAAAACAGAAUAGAGUUUUGUACCUAUAUUGUGUGAGAUAGGGACCUUAUUAUUUUAGCUUCUUCAUUGUGCCAGUAACAUGAAAAAAAGAAAAAAAAUGAGCCAUCCAUCAUGUGAUAUCCUCAAGCAACCAACAAAGGUGCUUGUCCCAUAAAAAUGGAGUUAUAGGGACUUCCUCUCUGUGUACUUUGAUAACUGUUACACACAUGCUUUAUUUCUUUCCUGUUCUGUGGGCAAUUUAGUGUUGGUUACUGAAUUUUUGCAUAGUGCUUUUUCAUUUGAAGUAAAUCCUAACAUACAAUGAAAAUGAUAUUGGUCAUUGUACAUCAGAUUCUUCAAUUUUCAAGUUAUCUGAUGAUUAUUAUUAUUAUUAAACAUGUGCAAGCACCUGUGUAUGUGUUUAUGAUACGGAAAAAGCUGUCUUUCCAAAUGAGCAAAACAACAAAAAAAAUGAACAUUCUUGUGUGCUUUGUGAAAUACAGAAUGAAUUGCCUGUGUUAUAACUUAUUAAAAUAACUAUUGUCUGACUAUUUCUUUCAAAAAGUUCAUACAUGUUUAGACGAAGCUUUCAGUUCUAUUAUGCUUCCUAUUAUUUUAAAGAGCUGCUUGAAUUUUGUAUACAUUUUUUGUCUUGGCCCCUUUUACUUCUGCAAAAAAAAAUAUUACGGAAACAAAGUUGAUGACUGAUAAGACAUGGUUGAACAGGAGACCAAAUGACAAAUAGUGAAAAUUGGCUUAGUUCAGCCAUGUCACUGAUGACAGUCUUGGGGUAAGUGGAAAGAGAAUGGUGUUGGGGAAGCCAAAAAAAAAACUUGGUCAAUGGGGAACCUAUUCAAAGGUGUUCAAGAUCAGCCCUGAUGGUGCAUCUUUAUGACUUCUCCAUCUCAUUGUAAGGGAGUGAUGAUAAUGAUCGUAAACAUAAGAAUUGUUUCCAAAGUUAAGGAAUUUUAAAAUGAAUAAAGACUUCUUCUUACUUUCUACUUUUUUUCAGAGAUAUGUUCUUAUGCUUGCUUCAUGAUAAGUCUCAUUCAUCUUAUGAAUGCAAAGUUCUGUGUCUUUAUGUUAUGCUGAGCCUAAGCUCUCAGGUUGUUGAUAAUGUCACGACUAUUUUACUCAAGAUUUAUGUAGCUGCAUUCUUGUGUGUAAAACAGUGGGUGUUAGUAAAUGUUUGUCCUAAAUAUCAUGCAGAUGCUGGAUUAAAUCUGAAAAUGCCCUCACUGACCCCUCGUGACUUGUAGAUUUGUGUGGCUUUUUUUGUUAACAGUUUUGCUUUGGCAAAGCACCUGGAUUAAGUACCGAUAAAUAAUUUAUUUGCAUAUGUAGGCUAUAAUAUUGCUUGGUGUACAUUAAAUGGUUUCCACUUUCCAUAGCUUCCAGUGAAAACAAUUAUUGAGAUGUAUUAGUAAAGUGUACAUUGUUUAAA
Pomacea canaliculata is the source of this 11740-nucleotide messenger RNA. Its product is annotated as solute carrier family 12 member 4-like. Gene Ontology annotation, biological process: chemical synaptic transmission; chloride transmembrane transport; potassium ion homeostasis. Gene Ontology annotation, molecular function: potassium:chloride symporter activity. The coding region runs from base 1295 to 4651 and encodes 1118 amino acids. The transcript is spliced from 28 exons. Gene Ontology annotation, cellular component: membrane. NCBI's taxonomy places the organism in Eukaryota, Metazoa, Mollusca, Gastropoda, Architaenioglossa, Ampullariidae. The record is from RefSeq and is a predicted model, not a curated record.